Messenger RNA from Prorocentrum cordatum, 900 nucleotides. NCBI's taxonomy places the organism in Eukaryota, Dinophyceae, Prorocentrales, Prorocentraceae. The record is from the annotation of a GenBank genome assembly.
GACUUCGAGCUGAAGGCAGGGCAGUUCGGAGCGCUGCCAGGAGCGAGACAAACCAACAAUCGGGCCGAGCUGUUCGCGCUGAUCAAGUGCAUGGAGGAGACCAGAGGGCCCAUCACCUUCUGGACCGACAGCGAAAUCACCUUCCUGGACUGGAACGCGGAGCGCGACACCAAGAAGGAGUUCACAGGCAACAGAGCGGCGGACAAGUACGCGGAGCAGGGAGCGAGGUUACACGCCAUCCCCAGGAACGAGAUGAACUGCUACGAAUGGGCGCGGGCGACAGCGGCACUGGUGAGGACGAGGAUCGCGAUCAACACCAAGGACUGCCUAGCCAGGAGAGGACGCGGUUGGACAUGCAGGUGCUGCAACGAGACGAUCAUGCAGAGCACCACCAGCCUCGAGACAGUCAAGACAUGGCUGCAGGAAGGCUGCAAGGGGCCGCCACCAGAGACAGGCAGAGGGGUCGUCUACAACGGGAUCCAGGCCCACGAGACACACGAGCUACGAAGGCUGGGACGAGAACGGAGAUGGUACUGCCGAAGGUGCGCGAGCUCGGUGACAGAGUACGUCAGCGAUAGACUACAGCAGGAGUGCGAGGGGGCGCCAAGCUGUAACUCGAUGAAGCACAAGCUGAAGGCCUGGGAGACGCUCGCGGACUUGGACCACUGGAGGCGAGAAAAUGCAGUUCCACCAGACCUUGGCCAGCCUGGCCAUAAGCCAAGCCAGCCUGGCUUGAGCAACAAGGAGCCCAGCGACGACCAGAAUGACACUGGCCUGGGGCAGCUCGGAAAUUUCGAGGUCGGAAGCGCACCGUCCUGGUCCUUGGGGGCGGCGGAUGCGCAGGAGGCCCUCCGCUCCGAGGGGGAGGUGUCGGGUGGAACCUUGCGGCGACCACUGUAG